This is a messenger RNA of Magnolia sinica, 1716 nucleotides long. RefSeq lists its product as uncharacterized. The record is from RefSeq and is a predicted model, not a curated record. The coding region runs from base 1 to 1716 and encodes 571 amino acids. The transcript has a single exon. NCBI's taxonomy places the organism in Eukaryota, Viridiplantae, Streptophyta, Magnoliopsida, Magnoliales, Magnoliaceae.
AUGCAUCUGUUCACCCUCAAGCAAAGGAAAAAAGAGCCGCUGAAGGAUUACAUUGCCCGCUUCAACGAGGCGGCGUUAUUAGUGGAAGAUUACGAUGACAAAAUGACGCUCUCAGCCAUGUUUAGCAGACUCAAAGGAAGGUUCACUUUCUCAAUCGGGAAGAAUGCACCGACUACCUUGGCAGAGCAUUUCAACAGGGCUCAGAAGUACACCAAUGCAGAGGAAUUCUCCAACUCCCGUAGGAACAUUCAAGCAACCGAAGUAUCGUCAAAGGAAAAAAGAUCAAGGAACAAAGAGCCUCAGUCAUCUAACAAAAACCCUGAUGACCAAGCCCCUUGUGAUCGCCGGCGGAGCCGGAGGCCCGAGGGCAAAUUCCAUUCUUACACUCCUCUCAACACUUCUACGGAGCAGAUUCUGUUAGAUAUUAGAGGCCAGAGACUCCUGAAUUGGCCUGUCUACAUGAAGACCGACGCGGAGAACCGAGACAGGCGCAAGUACUACAGAUUCCAUCGCGACCACGGCCACGACACUAACGACUGUGUGGAUCUCAAGGACGAGAUCAAGACCCUUAUCCGCAAGGGUCAUCUGCGCCGGUACACCAAGGAGGAGAGGUCAGCUCAGAAAGAAGAACGGCUGAGCAAAAUAGUGGAAGAGCCAGCGGAAAUUCGAACUAUUUAUGGGGGCUCAUCUGGGGUAGGCAAUUCGCACAGGGCUCAUAAAGCCCACUCUUGGAGUUCAGACCCCGAGCACUAUGUCAAUUUGGCUGAAAGGCUAAAGAAAGAGCUCCGUGUCAACCCCUGCAGCUUGACUUUCAUAGAGGAUGAUGCGCGUGAAAUCCAGCAUCCACACGAUGAUGCCCUCAUGAUGGCUAUGACCAUAGCUAACUGCAAAGUCUUCCGCAUCCUGGUUGACACAGGGAGCUCAGCUGAUAUCAUUUACUCCGAGGCAUUCGAGAGAAUGGGUAUCGAUAGGUCGCACCUCCGACCCGUGAAGACUCCUCUACACGGCUUUGCCGGGGUUAAGGUAAUCUCCGAGGGAGCCAUCUCCCUCCCAGUAAUAACGGGAGAAGGAAAGCACCAGGUCACGCUUCUAGUAGACUUUCUGGUCGUCAAUAUGCCAUCGGUGCAUAAUGUCAUUCUGGGACGACCCUCCCUUAAUGCAAUGAGGGCAGUUGUGUCCACAUACCACUUAAUAAUGAAGUUCCCCGCAAAAGGUGGGAUCGGAUACCUCCUAGGAGACCAGCGUGAAGCUCGGAGAUGCUGUGCAAUAGCUGUGAGGAAAGGAUCAGUGAAACAGGCCCUCACCGUCAAUAUCCUCGACAUCACGAAAGAUCCCCCCAAGGACUUGGAGAUCAUCCAGCUCGAAGAAACCGACCCAAGUAAAAUUGUUCAACUCGGGACAUCGUUGAAUUCCGAGCAGAGAUCUCAAAUGCUAACUUUCCUACGACAGCACAGAGAUGUAUUCGCGUGGUCACACGAAGAUAUGCCAGGAAUCUCUCCCAAUGUUAUGGUCCACAGGCUGAAUGUGGAUCCGGAUCAUAAACCAGUGAAGCAAAAAAGAAGAGCAUUCGAUGCUGAGAGGUAUGCAGCAAUAGCCGAUGAAGUUUCUAAGCUCCUCAGCGUCGAUUUCAUUGAAGAAAUCCAUUAUCCAGACUGGAUCGCCAACAUGGUCCUAGUGAAGAAAGCAAGCGGGAAAUGGCGAGUCUGUGUCGACUAA